GAGAGAAUAAGAUUUUCCGAGAAACGCACAGAGAAAUUGCGAGAAAAGAAAAUUCCCAAAAACUGAAGGUGGACUCUGCGUCCUUUGCAAUCAAGAGAAAGAUGAAGAAUUGCGAGCUCUGCCGGCUUCCCGCGAGAAUCUUCUGCGAAUCGGACCAGGCGAUUCUGUGCUGGGACUGCGACGCCAAGGUUCACGGCGCCAAUUUCCUGGUGUCUCGCCACUCCCGGAGCCUCCUCUGCCACGGCUGCCAGUCUCCCACGCCGUGGAAGGCCUCCGGCGAAAAGCUCGGCCACACUUUUUCGGUGUGCGAGAGCUGCGUUCUCCCAGACGGAGGCAGAGACGACGACGACGAGAGCCAGGGCGGCAAUGAUGAGGAAUUCGAUUCGGAUAACGAUGAGAUUGACGACGACGAUGACGACGACGACGAUGAGGAUGUUGAUUUCGAUGAGGACGGGGAUAAUCAGGUGGUGCCGUUGUCUUCGACGGCGACGCCGCCUCCGCCGACUUCAAGCGCAUCGAGCAGCGAGCAGUCUGCGACUGCUUUCAACAAUGGUGAUGGAGGUGAUUCCAAAACCGCCACCGCCGUUACGUUGAAGCGAUUCAGAGAAACCGCGUCGGAUCUUCGCUCCCAGAUCGCCGAUCUCGACCGCUCAUGUCCUCACCAGAGGUGUGGCUCCGCUAAGGCUGCUCGAGCGGGUCCGUCGGAACGCAACGGCGGAGCCACUUCGGUUGACUCAUCGAGACCUCAAAAAGACCGGAGAAUCGACCUAAACCGGCCGGCUUCUCCGUCCUAGCCCGUUAUUGAGCCCCCGAGGAGUUUUCGCCGGCUAGGCAAUCCGUAACCUUUAAUGAAGGAUCUGAAGCCGUCGAUCUUGACCGUAGCCGUCGUAGCCGUCGGAUAUGAGGUAGCUUAUGAUGGAUAAUUCUUUUUAAUUACCUAACAACAGUUUGAACUCAACUGAUCCUUAUUAGAGCACUAGUUAAAUUUGUAUUAGUCAGACAAUUUGUUUAAUAUUCUCCUUGUUUAUGUCGUGCCAUUAUUUUAUAAAAACACUACUUUGUAAUUUGUAGGAGAGGUUGAUUUUUUUUUCUU
Malus domestica (apple) is the source of this 1093-nucleotide messenger RNA. Its product is annotated as zinc finger protein CONSTANS-LIKE 2-like. The record is from RefSeq and is marked provisional. Gene Ontology annotation, molecular function: zinc ion binding. Lineage: Eukaryota; Viridiplantae; Streptophyta; Magnoliopsida; Rosales; Rosaceae.